Molecule: messenger RNA, 3963 nt
Organism: Cuculus canorus (common cuckoo)
Lineage: Eukaryota; Metazoa; Chordata; Aves; Cuculiformes; Cuculidae
Gene: CLIP4
Product: CAP-Gly domain containing linker protein family member 4
Exons: 19
Coding region: 319-2421 (700 amino acids)
Biological process (GO): cytoplasmic microtubule organization
Cellular component (GO): nucleus; cytoplasm; microtubule plus-end
Molecular function (GO): microtubule plus-end binding
Source: RefSeq, a predicted model, not a curated record
UGAUAGGCCGGUGGGCAGGGAGGGGCGGGGCGUGAGCUUCGUUCUGUCCGCUCGGCGGCGGGCGGGCUCGGGAGGCCCCGGGAGCGGGCGGAGAGGACAGACAGAGUUCAGUCAGAAGAACAUAUGGCUGGCAUAUAGUACGCGUGUGUGGCGUUGACUGGUUGUGAUGUUCUGACACCCGAGCUAGCAGUCUCUGGAGGCAAUCAUGGGUGCAGAACAUGCUAUUGCUGUGACAUUGCAUGGGCUGCUCUGAGGCCUGAGAAGUUGGCUGGAAACAACAUCAGGGCGGGGUUACAACACUGUGUGGCUUUCUAGAAGAUGACCAUAGAGGAUCUCCCAGAACCUUCCUUUGAAGGAGAUACCCUCAUUGAAAGAGAGCGGUUCUUGUUCCCAAGCUCUGAAACUUCUGUUACUUUUUCUGUUGCUGCAGCACCGAUGCCUUCUGAUUGCGAGUUUUCCUUCUUUGACCCCAAUGACGCAGCCUGCCAAGAAAUACUUUUCGACCCCAAAACAUCAGUUUCCGAAUUGUUUGCGAUAUUAAGGCAAUGGGUUCCGCAGGUCCAGCAGAACAUUGAUAUUAUUGGGAAUGAGAUCAUUAAAAGGGGCUGUAAUGUGAAUGACAGAGAUGGACUGACUGAUAUGACUCUCCUGCAUUACACUUGCAAAUCAGGGGCUCAUGGUAUUGGUGAUGUUGAAACCGCUGUAAAAUUUGCGAUGCAGCUCAUUGAUUUGGGUGCUGAUAGCAGUUUACGCAGCCGCUGGACCAAUAUGAAUGCCUUGCAUUACGCUGCCUACUUUGAUGUUCCGGAACUUAUCAGUGUCAUUUUGAAAAACGCAAAGCCAAAAGAUGUAGAUGCCACCUGCAGCGAUUUUGAUUUUGGAACAGCUUUGCACAUCGCUGCAUUUAACCUGUGUACGGGAGCUGUCAAGUGCUUACUGGAACAUGGAGCAAAUCCUGCCUUUAGGAAUGACAAAGGGCAAAUUCCAGCGGAUGUGGUUCCUGAUCCUGUCGACAUGCCACUGGAAAUGGCAGAUGCAGCAGCCAGUGCAAAAGAAAUCAAGCAGAUAUUGCUGGAUGCAGUGCCUCUCUCAUGCGACAUCUCAAAAGCCAUGAUUUCAAACUAUGACCACAUCACAGGCAAGGCCAUGCUUUUGUCACUCGGCCUGAAGCUGGGAGAUCGUGUUGUUAUUGCAGGACAGAAGAUUGGUACUUUAAGGUUUUGUGGCACAACGGAAUUUGCCAGUGGCCAGUGGGCUGGUGUGGAGCUGGAUGAACCAGAAGGGAAGAACAAUGGAAGUGUUGGGAAAGUCCAGUACUUCAAGUGUGCGCCGAAACAUGGUAUCUUUGCACCUCUUUCUAAAAUAACCAAGGCUUCUAAUCACAAGAAAACCUCUGUACGAAGUUCUUCUGUACGGUCUUCACCUUUGGUCAAAUCCAAGAAGAUAGAUGUGACGCAUAUCACUUCCAAGGUGAAUUCUGGCCUAAAUAUAGCAAAAAAAGAUAUUGCUUCUGAAACCAACUGUGUGACUGCUACCAGGGGAAAAAACGUACCUGUGAAAGAUGGCUUUCUUGGGUACAGCAGUUCCUCCUCCUCUACUGCCUCCUUGGAAGGCAAACAGAAUUACUCCAGGAAAUGGAACUCGACCAGCAGCAAUAAAAAGGCAGUGACCAGAACAUCUUCUGCCUCAUCUAAAACCAGUGCUGGGUUGCAUAAUUCUCCGGCUAUAAGGAAAAACCCUUUUGAUGAGGCAGAAAUUCAGGUUGGAGACAGAGUGCUGGUGGUAGGACAGAGGACUGGCACUGUUAGAUUUUGUGGGACGACAAAAUUUGCACCAGGAUUCUGGUGUGGAAUUGAAUUGGACAAGCCUCAUGGGAAGAAUGAUGGCUCGGUGGGAGGUGUUCAGUACUUCCGUUGCCUUCCCAGAUAUGGGAUAUUUGCACCACCGUCUCGGGUGCAGAGACUGACAGGUUCUCUGGAUUCUCUCGCAGAGACUUCGUUGAGUAAAAUGAAUCACACUUUUCCAGGUUUCAGACGCAGCCGAAGCACCACUUCUGCAUCUUCACAAAAGGAGAUAAGCAGAAGGAAUUCCUUUGCCAGAUCCAAGAGCUCUGCAUUGCGGCGCAGCUGGAGUAACACCCCUACAGCUCACGCUGAGGGACCGGUGAAGCUGCACGAAGGCUCUCAGGUUCUGCUGACCAGCUCCAAUGAAAUGGGCACCAUCAGGUACAUCGGGCCUACAGACUUUGCGCCGGGGAUAUGGCUUGGACUCGAGCUCCGAAGUGCCAAGGGAAAGAACGACGGCUCCGUUGGGGAAAAGCGCUACUUCACCUGUAAGCUGAACCAUGGGGUCUUAGUUCGGCCCAGCAGAGUAACCUAUCGCGGGAUUAAUGGGGCAAAACUUGUGGAUGAUAUUUGCUGAGCCAGAAGGGGCUUUCACAAUAGGAAAUAAGUAUUGAAGGCACACAGGACCCCAUCUAGAACACAAACUUAUUUUUAAAUUAUUAAAUCUGUAUUUGGAUUUUAUCUAUAUUUAGGUAAGGAUAUAUGUGUGUGUGUAAAAAUCUAUAUUUUAAUAUAUAUGUAUAAAUAGAGAUAAUGUUCAGUUGCAUUAAGAAUUAAAGCCACUGUCCUGUUUCUCCUGCUGAAGCAGCCCUUGCCUGGGAAGGGUGCUGCAAAAGCAGUGUGGCUUUGAGCUGCUGUUAUUGGAAUAAUGCUUCAGUUGGAGAAUGGGAGUAGCUCUGCCAUUCUCUGCAGUUGCUUUGUGAUUCAUGCAGUAUUGAAAUGAUUUUCCUCUGUGUAGUAAUGAAGUGGUAACGCUUUGUGCGUUGCAUGUGUUUGACAGAGGUGGUUAGUGAGUGACAGUCUGGUUAGCGGUCACCUUGGCAGGUCCGGUACCAGCUGCUAGCAAUAAGGAAGCAAAUGAUCCUUUUUUUAAGCAGUUGUGAAGUAUUUUUAUAUCUUAUCAUUCAGCUCCUGCUCUUCUCAUCCCUCCAGAGCACAAAAGGGCUGAUGAGUCUAUGUCUUUGCGGCCAUCCCAGUGCACAGCCGCAUUUAAACAGCAAAACCUUUCAAAGCACAACCAUGCUGCAUGUCAGCAUGCAUAAGAAAAAGCACUUUUUAUGUAUGCAUUUGCAGAAAAAGCUGCAUAGAGGAAGCACUCUCUAAACUAAUGCACUUUGCGCUCUCUCGGAGAGCUUUCCCUCCUUUUACAGACUGUGUUCGGUGUGCUGUGGCUGUGAGUGCCACGGCGUUUAUGUGCAAAUGAGCCCCGAGGGGAACUGUACACAACAGCCUCAUCAGGGUUAUUAAGCCUGUAUAAGUACAGUGUGGAUUCCUGUGGCUGAUAUGCAGGGCUUUCAAGGGAGCUAUGAACAUGACUUAAUUUGUGUGUGAUACCUGGCUCUUUGUUUCCUUUGGAAUGGUUUCCACUAUCAGUUUCUUUUAAGAGUGUUAUGAUAAAUUAAGGGUAGGUUUAGGUUAGCUUUGUUAACACACCCUGAUGUGACAUUAUUUGCAUAUCAGCCUUUUAAAACAGCCUUUUACUCUCAUGUCCAUGUUUUAAACAUAUGGUGUCUUUUAAUUGCUCAGCAUAUGUAAACGUUAUCAGGAUGGCUUUGUGUUCAGAACAGUCAUUUUAUUCUUAAAUGCUCUGCUUGCUCCUGCCUACUUGAAGUGACACUUUAAAUUACACCAUAAUAUCAUAUUUUUAGACAGAAAUCUGCUGCUGUUACCUCUUAAAUAUUGCUGUAGCUAUUUUUCUGAGCUGUAUUUAAAAUAAUGCAUAUUGUAUUCUAACUUAGGGGAGUUUUUAAUGCUGUAAAUUUUGAAUGUAAAAAAAAAAAAGAAUCAGUGCUUUCUAUUUGAAGCUGUGGAUACUUGGUGAUGUACUGAACUUUGCUUUGUCCAGUAUCUGUUUCUCGCUGGUACCAGUAAAAUGAAACCAUGGUGAACAGCCCAACAA